UGACUGAGGGAAGGACGGCAGCGGCGGCGACCACCAUGAGCACCUUCGCCUUGGAAGAGACGCUGGAGGCGGACUGGGUGGCCGUGAGGCCUCACGCCUUCCAUGAGCGGGAGAAGCACAAGUUCGUCUUCAUCGUGGCCUGGAAUGAGAUCGAGGGCAAGUUCGCCAUCACCUGCCACAACCGGACGGCGCAGCGGCAGCGCAGCGGCUCCCGGGAGCUCCGACGCCGUGGCGGCAGCAGCAGCUGCACCAGGAGCUCGCCGGCGUCGCCUGCCCGGGCCGAGUCACUACCGAGGAGCCCCGGCGCCCGAGUGUCUGAGGCGCCGCAGAGGAGCCCGGCCAGGGCGAGGAGCAGCAAGGCCCGGAGGCCUCCGCCUGCUUCGAAGGCGCCGCUCAGCCCCGCGGCCUGUGCGGCCGAGGAGAUCGAGGUGUUGGAGUUGGGGAAAGACGACCCUUCUUCGUCUGGUGAAGAGUGCAGCUGGGCCGGCCUCUUCUCCUUCCAAGACUUGCGGGCCGUGCAUCAGCAGCUGUGCUCGGUGAAUUCCGAGCUGGAGCCCUGCUUGCCAGUCCUCCCCGAGGAGCCGUCGGGUAUGUGGACGGUAUUAUUCGGGGCUCCAGAGCUAUCCGAGCAGGAGAUGGACGCCCUGUGCUACCAGCUGCAGCUUUACCUGGGCCACUGUCUCGACACUUGCGGGUGGAAGAUCCUCUCCCAGGUGCUCUUCACCGAAACGGACGACCCGGAGGAGUAUUACGAGAGUCUGAGUGAGCUGCGGCAGAAGGGCUACGAGGAGGUCUUGCAGCGAGCCCGCAAGCGCAUCCAGGAGCUCCUGGAAAAACACAAGAAUACAGAAAGCAUGGUAGAGCUGCUUGAAUUAUAUCAAAUGGAAGAUGAAGCAUAUGGUAGCCUUGCUGAAGCCACCACUGAACUCUAUCAAUACUUACUGCAGCCAUUUCGAGAUAUGAGGGAACUUGCAAUGCUCAGAAGACAGCAAAUAAAGAUUUCUAUAGAGAAUGAUUACUUAGGACCCAGAAGAAUUGAGAGUCUACAAAAAGAAGAUGCAGACUGGCAACGGAAGGCCCACAUGGCUGUACUUUCUAUUCAAGACCUUACUGUGAAGUAUUUUGAAAUAACAGCAAAAGCACAGAAAGCUGUGUAUGAUCGAAUGCGAACAGACCAGAAAAAGUUUGGUAAGGCGGCAUGGGCAGCAGCAGUGGAACGAAUGGAAAAACUUCAAUAUGCAGUGUCUAAGGAGACUUUGCAGUUGAUGAGAGCAAAGGAAAUCUGUUUGGAACAGAAGAAACAUGCACUGAAAGAAGAGAUGCAGAGCUUACAAGGCGGCACUGAAGCCAUAGCCCACUUGGACCAACUUGAAGCUGAUUAUUACGACCUGCAACUUCAGUUGUAUGAAGUGCAGUUUGAAAUUUUGAAGUGUGAGGAACUGCUGCUGACAGCACAACUUGAAAGCAUCAAAAGACUUAUUUCAGAGAAAAGAGAUGAAGUUGUAUACUAUGAUACUUAUGAAAGUAUGGAAGCCAUGCUUGAAAAAGAAGAUAUGGCAACAUCUAUACAUUUGCAAAGAGAAGAGUUACAGAAAUUACAACAGAAACUCCGCCAGCUAGAAGCAAGGCGUGGGCGCAUUUCAGCCAAGAAAGCCUACCUCAGAAAUAAAAAGGAAAUCUGCAUUGCAAAACAUAGUGAAAAAUUCUUGCAGCACUUUCAAAGUGAGGAGGAGUUGCAACAUACUGCAAAAUUUAAAAGAGAACGGUUGCAAGAUGAGGAAGAAAGAAAAAGUUCAUGGGUUAGUCAGGAACGGCAGAAAACACUGGACAGACUUCGAACAUUUAAACAGCGCUACCCUGGGCAGGUAAUACUUAAAUCGACCAGACUUCGACUGGCCCAUGCAAGAAGAAAAAGUACAGUCAGUUCAACUUCAUGCGUUGAUCACUCAUCUUCACUAUUAACUAUGCAAGCUGAUAUGGUGGGGCAAGAAAAAGCGAUCCAACCUCUACAUAUCCAGGAGCCCAGGAGCUUAGGACAACUUGAAGAUACUUUGUUACCUCCCUGUGGUGUUACCUCUGAAUUUUCUCAAACUACUUCUCUUCCGAUUCUCAUCACUAAUGAACUUCACCCCGACAUAGUCCGGGAGGCACCACUUCCUCCUCCUCUACCACCACCGCCACCACCACCACUGCCCACCAAGGAAGAAUCUACCCAGUGCUCUGAAAAAAGCGGUAGCCCAGUUAAACAAGACAGCGUGGAAAAGCCAGCCCUGCUGACCACCAUAGCACCAUCAGCCCAUUUCUUUGAUAGCAGUCAGCUAGUCAGUGCCAAGAAGAAACUAAAGAAGACGGGUGAUAUAGAAGGUCUUCAGAGGAGGAGAGUGAGUUCUCCAAUGGAUGAGGUGUUGGCUUCCUUGAAACGUGGCAGCUUCCACUUGAGGAAAGUUGAACAGAGAAACCUCCCGCCAUUCCCUGAUGAAGAUGACAGCAAUAACAUAUUGGCACAGAUAAGAAAAGGCGUGAAACUGAAGAAGGUGCAAAAGGACAUUAUGAGAGAGUCAUUCACAAUUUUACCUGAUGAUGACCCGUUGACCCGCAGCAUCCACGAAGCACUACGACGAAUUAAGGAGGCAUCGCCAGAAUCUGAAGAUGAGGAAGAGAGCCUGCCUUGCACAGAUUGGGAAAAUUAAGGUCUAAGGAUUUCACAGAAUAUGAUUUUCCUUUCACUUCUGAACUCUCAUAGUCAACGGUUGGAUCAGCACCUUCAGCCUGGGAAAGCUUUGCUCUGACAAAUGAUUUGAUAUGAGAAUAAGAAAGAGAUUGAAUACAUUUUUUAAUUCGUGGUAGAAGAUUCUGGUUGUACCAAAAGCUAUCUGAUUUAGAUAUGCAUUUUGCAUUAUUCUGAAGAGAGUGAACCUUUUAAGGUAUUUUCUGGUUCUUUACUCACUUUUUUCAUUCGUGUGAAACACUAAAAGUCAGCAGCUAUUGCAACAAAGCUUCUUCCCAGCAUAACUAGGACAAGAUAUGAAAUCUGGCCUUUGUUUCAUUGAAGACUUGACUGUUUCAAAAACAAAUUGCUACUUUCACAACAGCUUCUUAUACAACAACGGGAAUUCACACAGCGCUCUUCAUUUCUCACCAUAUGUUUCAGACAGGAGGUGGAUUUCAGAGAUAAAAUGAAUUUCUUAACUAUUCAUAGUACAAAGUACAAAUCAGUUUGAAAAUGAGAAGAAACGGCUGUAUAGAGUAAUGGAAAGUACCAUAAGAGUGGAAUACUUGUAUUUAAGAAUGUAUUUGUUUACACCCUAGUACAUUUAAAACGGUAUAUAGCAGAACCCUUUACAAGGCCAUGUAUACUGUGUACAUCCUAUAUUUUUAAAUUAGUUUUUUCCGUGCUCUUAUGAAUAGUAACAUUUUAAUUGCAGGACUGAGUUAUAAUGAAGUUACACAAAAUUUUAUUUAUAGAAAUGAUAUUUUGUAAUGAAAAUACUUAAAAUUAUUUUUGUCUAUUAGUUUGACUGUUCUUUGAUUACUCUAAGGAACCUUUAUUUAAGGAGAAUGCAAAACUGAAAUAAGAUUUUAGUUUUAAGUUGUGGAAGUUAUCAUUAUUCCCAUUCAUUGUUAGACAUAUUUGAAUUAUGUAACAGCCUGCUUAUUUGAAAAUACACUUCCUUUUCAACCUGGUUGUAUAAUGGUCUAAAGGAGGCACAGACUUCAGUACAGUGAAUAUCUAAAGCAGUGUAAUCCCAAACAGCAUGACAAAUAGCUGCAGGCAGCUCGUUCUAUAAUAACAGAGUACUGAACAGUAUUUCUGCACCAGGGCUAAUCUUACCCUUAUUAAAACUCUGAUGAAAAUCUCUACUUGUAGGAGAAUCUUGAAGUUGGCCAGCUUCUUAUUUUUAAAUACAUGAUCGCUUAUCUUAGGGGGGAAAAGACAUUUUGAAACAAUUUACUGUAUACAUUCACUGUCCUGUUACAAGCAGACUCCAGGAGCUUUGUAUAUUGGAAGGAAUGCAAAUAAUAAUCCCACUUACUUUUCAGAACAAGAGGUUCAAUAUAUUGCCCCUUUUAAAAAUAGUUGGGAGAACGCAGAAUACUGGACAAUAGUUAUGUCGCUUAGUCCACCUGAGUCUUGAAAAACAGUGACAACCUUGACCAAUAGUGGUAAUAAUAUCACAUAUUUUAAUGGAACGCCUGCCGUUCUGUAUUUGGCAGGUGUACUUUUUCUUAUGCUUAUUGCCUUAUAUAGUCUAAAAUGCUGUCCUUUUCCAAAGGUAAACUUGAGAAUAGCAUGAAUUCAGUUACUACCAGAGCGCCUUCUGUUGGUGAAAAAGAGAACAUCGGUUGUAUUAUGCAUCAAACAUUAAUUUGCUGAAAAACUGACAACCCAAGUUUCUUUUUACUGCAUAUUAACCAAAACUGCAUUAUACAAUGUGUGGUUAUAAUCCCAGAUAAUGCAGGGUUCGGUGGCAAUAAUUAAAUAGCUGCAAAAUGUAUCUGUUAACCUUUAGCAUAAACCAUAAUAUGUAGUCGGUGUGCCUUUGCUGUUUAGUCACAUACGCUCCAAAUUACCACUAUAUAAUAUAAUAUAUGUGUUUCAGUUUUUAGUCAUGGCACAAAACGGGAACAUCUAAAAUUAGUAUGAUAUGUGGAUCAUGCAAAGCUUUGCACAAUCAGUCGCAGCAGGAGCUUCAAGCAUCACAUUCCACUGGGCAGUUCACAUGAGAUGUUAAAAAAUCUUCUGAGCAAGGAGACAUAAUUUAUUUAAAACUAGGACUAACACUCCUUGCCUUUGCACUAUUUUGCACCUACAAAUUUUGAAUUUAUGUGAGAAGCUUAUGAAGCUCUCAAUAAGAUCGUACAGUGUUCAGGCUUUAUUUAUCUGAGAUCUUGCCUUGAAAACUGCAUAGUUUAGAAAAGAAAACUAUACCAGUUUAAUUAUUACCAGAAUCUGAAACUGGCUUGGGUUUGUAAAAAUAGCUUAUUCACAAGAAUGUAUUUUAUAUACAAUGGCUGCUGUAAAGUGGUUGAUCUCAUAUCCAGAGUUUUCCUUUUGGAGUAUGUUUUUUCAUAGUCUGUUAGGAAGAAGAGAUUAAUCUGCCUACCAGUAAAGACUGGACAGCAUUUCACCCCAUUUUUUCAGUUAGGUCCUUGUCCAUUCUUCCAUGUGCAAUUCCUUAAAGUUACAUUUCCAAACUUUUGGACUAAUGGCAAUUCUUAAUUUUAUUGCUUGAAGCUACUACACGUGAAAGCUCCCAGCUGAAUGAGAAGUCGCAGUUCUCGAGUCUGUGAAUUCCUCACAACAGGUUUUUAGUGAAUGCUGUUUGAAAUGGGUCAAGCUCAAAUCUAUGAAGUUGACAAGUGUGCAUGAAAAAUGCAUUUCAGUAUUUUUAUGCUGCAGGCUGCCAUACAUGACUGUGACUGUAUUUCAUAUUGCUAGUCACUAUGUUUAAUUAAGAUCUUGCCCACAAUGCAUCAAGAAAUUAUAUGAGGCUAUCUGAGAUAUAGCCAGAUGUUCCUGAAAUUGUUAAGGAACUUUCUCUUUGAACAACAAAUGGCAGGUGAUAAGUGAUGUGAUUGAGAAUAUUGUACCAGGGUCCAAGGCACUGAGAUGUUUUGUUUUACUCUAGAAAAACUACUUAAGUUGAACGGGAUCGGAAACGCUGCUUAAACUGGUUUCAUCUUCUACAGCAGGAGUCCCCAUCCCUAGCCUUUUUUCUCUCCCUUCCUAGCUCUCUCUCUCUCCCAUUCACCCCUUUAUCUUGCGGUUUCUCUCCACUCCCAGCCUCUAGCUAUUUCUCUGCCCUCACCUCUUUUUCUUGAUGUUUCGCCCACUCCUCUAGCAUUGCUCUUUUUCUUUCCUCUAUCACUGUACCUUGCUAUUUCAUUCCUCCCUUCUCAUUUCUUUCUUUCCUCCCACAGCAUCCAUUAUGUGAUUAGCCACAUCCUUUAUGGGAGCCAUUUUGUGGUGGUGCCCACAGCACUUUCUGAAAUUCCCAAAUGUGUCCAUGGGUCCAAAAAGGUUGGGGACUCCAGCUCUACAGAAUGAUCCCACUGCUCUUUUAAUUUUAGUUGCUUGGUUAUUUGUAUAUUGAAUUUCAUAUUCAUUAGAAUAGAUAGUUUUGCUUCUUAUUUCAACCAUUUGCUUGUUGAGCUUUACAAAAUAUAACUACUUAUAUCAUAAAACGUAUAACCACAAAAAAAUUUAAAAGCAUUAAAUUAUGUCUUGUGGGGAUAUAAGGCAAGAAUCUAUUUCACCCUAAGGAGACUUUGCUCUUGAGCUUUGUCUUAUGUAGACUCUGUCUUCAGAUUAUUGGUGCAUUUUUGUAAUGCAGCCCUGUGAAAAGAGGAAACUUUCACUAAUUUGUCAACAUGCUAUUUUUAUUUGCACUGACUUUAAAGAGUGAAUUGUAAAUUAAGAUGAUUGGAUUUAUGAGCA
Molecule: messenger RNA, 6439 nt
Organism: Elgaria multicarinata webbii
Lineage: Eukaryota; Metazoa; Chordata; Lepidosauria; Squamata; Anguidae
Gene: JMY
Product: junction mediating and regulatory protein, p53 cofactor
Exons: 13
Coding region: 36-2690 (884 amino acids)
Biological process (GO): 'de novo' actin filament nucleation; positive regulation of apoptotic process; intrinsic apoptotic signaling pathway by p53 class mediator
Cellular component (GO): cytoplasm; nucleus
Molecular function (GO): transcription coactivator activity; actin binding; Arp2/3 complex binding
Source: RefSeq, a predicted model, not a curated record